AUGAUAAAGGGUCGGACAGAAAUUUCAAUAUGUCGUUUCAGUGAAUUGAACAGUAAUGAAAAGAAAAGUGCACAUUUAAUUUCGGGAUAUGAUGUUGAAAUACAUCUAAGUAAUCUGAAAACUGUUGUGAAUGAAGCAAAUUUUACAAAUAAUCAGGUUUAUUCUCAAACUAUCCUCAACCAUGAUUGGGAAGAAAAAUAUCAUCUGGGCAACAUUGUUGCAGUCACUGGCGAAUAUGUUGCAUAUGCCGUCAAAGUUCAAACCGGAGACGAUGUUAUUUGUGUAUUUCAUAAACAACUGGAAUUUCGUUUUAUUAUCAAUCCACCUUUUAGUGGAUGUAUUACAGAUUUAGCAUUUUCAUUUUGUGAUGAUGUAUUAUUAGCUUGUAUUGAUGACGCAAAUCGUUUGAGAAUAUAUCGAAUUGAAAAAGUUGAAUUAUUGAAUGUCGCUGUGGCUUCUCAAUCCUACAUUAGUGAGACAAUCUUGACAUUAAAUCAGAUUGAAAACGGACAUUUAACAUAUGAAGAUAAUCAAGGACUUGUGACAUGUGUCUGUUUUUCACCAGAUGGUACAGCAAUUGGAACAGGUACAGAUACGGGAGAAAUUAAAUUUUUUUCGAUCAGUUUCGAUCAACCUAACUCAUGCAGAUGUCUUCACUGCUGGAUACCACAUGAUGGUCGUCCCAUUAGUUGUUUGUAUUUUCUUGACGAUCAUAAAAAUUUAACACAGGAUACACAAUUAUGGCGUUAUGCUAUAUCUGGUUGCGAUUUCAAUAGUGAAUUAAAAAUUUGGAUUUGUACGAAUUGGUGUUGCCUUCAAACUAUUCGAUUUCAGUAUUCACUUAUUGAAUCAUCCCACUUACAUUCUCAAUCAAAGCCUAUAUUGAAAUCAUCAAUUGAUUUAACAUCACGUUUUCUUGUUUUAUCAGAUAUCAAUCGAAAAUGUAUAUACGUUUUAACCAUUCAUCAAGAUGUUGAUCAAAUUCGAGCUGGAUUCACUUCAGUCAAUGAAUUUUUAGUAAAAGCUCCAGCAUUAAGUUUUGCAAUAACGGCUGCCGAUCGUUUAAAUCGAAAAAAAUUUUUAGAACAAUCACAUCAACAAAACGAAAAUAGCAUGGCUACUUAUGCCGUAAAAUUGUACAGUAUUCAUACAAAAUUUUUUCAAGAAUUGCUUGUAAUAUUUGAAACUAAAAAUUUCACAGGUAAUACUGUUAGACUACUGUCACCUAUAGUUCAUAAUCAUCAUACAUCAAAUGCAUUCAAUAAUAAUUCUCCACUAAUUAUUGAUGAUAUAAUGGAUGAUUUUCGUUUUGAUUCCAAUCGUUCCCAUUUGAUCACAGGAGAUCCAUCAUCGUUUCCUCCAUCUCAUUCGUCGGAUAGAUUACGAUUAGUAGGAGAUCUGAUGACUAUGCCAAAUUACAGUAUCGACGAUCUUCUUACACCAAAUAGUUCAUUGACAAACGUCACAAGGGAUACAAUACGUUCAAUUUUGACAACAGAUGGAUUGAACAAUGGUAUGCACAUUUCAACAACGUCGAUGAGUGAUCUAAUACAAAGUUUACUGCUAGGUAGUACAACUGCGUUCGAUCCCAUACAGCGAUCUGUUCAUCAUCAAACACCGUUAACAUCUCCACAACAACAAAUAACUGCGACAAAUUCACAAUUAUUAAAUAAUGAAAUUUAUCCACAUGGUCUUAUUCAAACAACAACAGCAACAGAUACUAUCAAUAAAACAACGAAACUCAACGGAUGCGCAACAUCAUCGUUCGAUUUAGAUACUAAAGUUGCUAAAAUAGUGGAUGAUACUGACGAUGUAGAUAAUGUAUUUUUGCCAAUAAAAACAAACGACGACGAUGAAUUUGUUCAAUUAGAUGAAAAUGGACAGGUAAAUGAAUCGUGUACACAAGGUCCUCUCUUAUCACAGCAGAACUACGGUGAGGCUUCAUUAUGGUCAAAAUCGUGUCAUUCUCGCAAUGAAAGUCCAAUGAAAGGCAUAAACGCAUCAGGUCGACAAGCAAUGAAUGAUUUUAGUGCUACUGAGACAAGUGACAAAGAUGAUGAUUCAACAGCUGAUGAAGAAGAACAACAACCGCAAACUCAUCCAAGAAUAAAACGUCGUGGAAGAUCACCAAAUUCAAUUCUUCCAUUACAAACAGGAUCUGUUGGAAGUGAAACAUUGCAUGCUAUUCGAGAAUUAUCUAGUCAAUUAAAUUCAUUUCGUUCAAAUUAUCCUAUUCAGCCGCCGCCUCCAACAUCUUCCUCAACAACAACAUCGGCAGCAAUACACACUCAAGAUCACGGAGAAAAACUCGAACGAUGUUGUCAACGAAUUGAACAAUUAUCAAAUAAAUUUGAUCGAUUUGCAAUAUUUGACCAGCAGCAAAUAGCAGCUGUAAAAGCUGUUUUUGAGCCAUAUAAAGAUUUGAAAGACAAUUUACACAAAGAUCUUGCUCAUAAAUUGUUAGCAACUGAUAAUGUAAUUAAAUCAACAAUGACACAAAUAUUUCGAUCAAAAACAAUGAUUGAUUCAUUAUCUAAUGCGGUUGCCGGUGCUGUUCAAUCAACAAUGAUUUCGACUUAUCGUGAUGCAUUUAAUCAAAUUGUGAUACCAUCAUUUGAAAAAGCUGCACUUAAUAUGUUUCAACAAUGUAAUGAAGCAUUUAAAAAAGGAACAAAAGAAUAUAUACAAGAAAUGGCUGAAAACAGUCGUCAGCAACAACGUUCAUUACAACAGCAACGUGAACAAAUGUUAUCUGAAAUUAGAAAAGAGACAACAACUUUGCUUAAAGAUUUUGAACAUAAAUGUGAAGAACUUUGUCUGAUGGUUAAAAAUGAUCUUAAUCAAUAUAUGGCAACAAAUUUAACAUCAAUUAUACGUGAAACAUCUCAAACCGUUCUAAAAGUUGAAAUGUCAUUAUUGUUACGUGAAUCAUUUGCUAAUCAAAAAAACGAUAUUAAUAAUCUUCUACUCCAACAUUUUCAACGACAUCAACAACAGCUACAACGAUCUCAACCAUCUCCACAACAAACUGUUCCAUCUAAAUCUCGAUCAGUUGCUAGUCGUACAACCACACCAUUACCUGUUUUAAAUGAUAAUCAACAACAACAGUACGAAACAAAACAGCAGCACGUUUUGAAUCUUGUUCGACAUGCACAAUUAAAUCAAGCAUUCGAAUUUGCAUUGUCUGCUGGCGAUUUGAAUCUUGUCAUGUUUUUAUGUGAAAAUGUUCGUCCAUCUCAAUUAUUUUCUCUUCAUCCACUUCCGUUAGAAACACCCGUUCUAUUAUCAUUAAUACAGCAAUUAGCUGCAGAUUUAGGCCAUCAUCAAGAAUUAAAAUACAAUUAUCUUCAAGAAGCUCUCAUCUGUCUUGAUUUAUCUCAUCCCAGUGUUAGAGAAUUUUUACACACUGUUUUAAUCGACUUGAAUACCAGACUUUAUGCUUAUAUUCAGACAAAUUCAACAACACCUAUGGCAAAAAAAUUCCAGUUGUUAUUAAUGGCUUCUCAAGGACUUGUACAGCGAAUAGCACAACAACGAGCGACUCCUGCUCUUCCUCAACCAACAAAAUCUUCUGUUUAA
Messenger RNA from Didymodactylos carnosus, 3579 nucleotides. Lineage: Eukaryota; Metazoa; Rotifera; Eurotatoria; Philodinida; Philodinidae. The record is from the annotation of a GenBank genome assembly.